GUUCUUGUCCUGUCGUGAACCGUGUAUCCCCGCCAACGCUGCUUCCUCGUUUCGCUCCUCCCCUCUGCGAUCCGCUGACAUCAACGUCGAUAUGACCGGCAUCGUGGGCCCGUUGCUGGUUGCAGCACUGUCGUUCACGCUGAUGGUGAUGCAGUUUGGCAUCCACAGCGUUCAGGAAGGUUAUGUCGCGGUGUACUACAGAGGAGGCGCGCUGCUGUCCACGGUGAACGGGCCAGGGUACCACAUCAUGCUCCCUUUUAUCACCAGCUACCGCCAGAUCCAGGUGACACUGCAGACGGAUGAGGUCACAAAUGUACCGUGCGGUACCAGCGGAGGUGUCAUCGUGUACUUCGAUCGCAUUGAAGUCGUCAACAUCCUGGAUGUUGACCACGUGCACGAGACUGUGAAGAAGUACACGCCGGACUAUGACCGCGCCCUCAUCUUCCACAAGGUCCACCACGAGCUGAACCAAUUCUGCAGUGCACACACGCUACAGGAGGUGUACACGGACUUCUUUGACCAAAUUGAUGAGAAUCUUCGCACGGCCCUACAGACCGAUCUCACUGUGAUGGCCCCAGGCCUCAAAGUGCUCAGCGUGCGCGUGACCAAGCCACGCAUCCCUGACGCAAUCCGCAACAACUACGAGCUGAUGGAGGCUGAAAAGACAAAACUCCUCAUUGCGGCGCAGCACCAGCGCGUGGUGGAGAAAGAGGCAGAGACGGAGCGCAAGCACGCCAUCAUCUUGGCUGAGAAGAAUGCAGAGGUCGCGCGCGUGAACAACCAGGCCCGUAUUGCUGAGAAGGAGGCCGAGAAGAAGAUGGCGUCCAUCUCAAAUGAGAUGUAUCUUGAGAAGGAGCGCGCAAUUGUGGAUGCGGAAUUCUACGCUGCGAAGCGAAACGCAGAGGCAAACCAGCUUCGCCUGACGCCACAAUACCUGGAACUGAUGAAAUACAAGGCGAUUGCCAACAACACCAAGGUGUACUUCGGACCAGACCUCCCCACCAUGUUCCUCUCCUCCUCCGCCGUCGCACACCCUGCACACGACGUGCACCCUUAGCCGAAGGCGUGAGAUGCAGUGUGUAUGUGUGCGUGCAUGAAUAUGUGUGCGUGCAUGUGUAUGUGUGCGUGCAUGUGCGUGUGUGUUCGCGUCUGACUCCAACCACCACCACCACCACCACCACCACCACCACCACCACCACACAAACGCUGCCGCCCAAGGCCAAAAUACCUCUCUCGUGCUUUUGUUAUGGCUUGUUCUCUGGCUUGACACAGUGACGUGUUGCUUAUAUUUCGUUGUGAACGCUGCACUUGACCGAACGCAC
Messenger RNA from Salpingoeca rosetta, 1322 nucleotides. Its product is annotated as erlin-1. Gene Ontology annotation, molecular function: cholesterol binding; ubiquitin protein ligase binding. Gene Ontology annotation, cellular component: endoplasmic reticulum membrane; endoplasmic reticulum. The record is from RefSeq and is a predicted model, not a curated record. The coding region runs from base 92 to 1057 and encodes 321 amino acids. NCBI's taxonomy places the organism in Eukaryota, Choanoflagellata, Craspedida, Salpingoecidae. Gene Ontology annotation, biological process: SREBP signaling pathway. The transcript is spliced from 11 exons.